UUUUGGCGUGUACUAAGGCGGGUCAUCAUAAUUCCUAACUAAUCAACUAAAGUGUGUUGAUUGUGUCGAAUUGGUACUUUUGGUUGAUCCUCCAGAAGCUUAGGAAUUCGUUUGGCGCGGCGUAUUUUGGUCUUUUCCUUUAUCUCUGUGUUGUUGUACGUAUAUAUCCUUGUUAGUUUUAACCCUUCAACUACUCAUCACACGCAGAAAGAGAAAGAGAAAGAGAAAGAGAAAGAGAGAGAUGGUUGCACCCGCGAGACCUCAGUUCGUUCUCUUUGGAUCCUCCAUCGUUCAGCUAAGUUACAGCCAUACCGGUUGGGGUUCCUUUCUUUCCGACAUUUACUCUCGCAAGGCAGACAUAUUGUUAAGAGGAUACUAUGGAUGGAACUCGCGACGUGCCCUUGAAGUCCUCGAACAAGUUUUCCCAAAGGAUGCUGCUACACAGCCUUCUCUUGUGAUAGUAUACUUUGGAGGUAAUGAUUCCAUGGGUCCUCAUUCAUCUGGUCUAGGCCCUCAUGUGCCUCUUCAAGAAUAUAUUGCAAACAUGAGAAAGAUUUUGGUUCAUAUUCAGAGCCUCUCAGAAAAUACGCGUAUCAUUGUUCUCAGCUGUCCUCCUGUCAAUGAGGAAAAAGUGCGUGGAAACACUAGUUCAAUUUUUAGUGAGCUGGUAAGAACAAAUGAUUUAUGCGGAAGCUAUUCAGAUGCUUGUAUAAAGCUAUGCCAGGAACUGGGUGUGAAAGUCAUUGAUCUUUUUAAUGCAUUGCAAAGUAAAGAUGACUGGGAGAAUGCUUGUUUUACUGAUGGUGUCCAUUUGGCCGCCGAGGGAAGCAAAAUUGUGGUGAAAGAGAUACUGAAAGUACUUAAGGAGGCUGAUUGGAAGCCAUGCCUCCACUGGAAGUCCAUGCACACUGAAUUUUCAGAAGAUUCACCAUAUGAUCUUGUUGCUGCUGACGGCCAAAAAACACUGAAUCCUUCUGAGUGGACUUUUCACAGAGAGAUUCAGUGGGAUUAGGAUAUUGAGUUAUCAACCUUAUAUUAGCAGUUUCCUUAUUUACGUUUUGUUAAAAAAAUAUUGAUUUGUUAAAAGGUGACAAAAUUGUCAUUCAUAAAGUUUGUAAUUUUCUGAUUUAAUUGAAAUUUAGCUGAUAUAGAGUAGAAUAUAGUCCUAUACUUCCGUAGCUAUAUGCAAAUUUCAUCAUGUCUUUGUCGUUCAAGGAAUUUCUAAAAUCAGUGUAAUAAGUUAUAUCUUUAUGGACAAAUAUUAGUUUUUAGUUUUA
Molecule: messenger RNA, 1277 nt
Organism: Cicer arietinum (chickpea)
Lineage: Eukaryota; Viridiplantae; Streptophyta; Magnoliopsida; Fabales; Fabaceae
Product: GDSL esterase/lipase CPRD49-like
Source: RefSeq, a predicted model, not a curated record